GCUCCAAUACUCUGGCCACUGAUGGGAAGAGCCAACUCAUUGGAAAAGACUCUGAUGCUGGGAAAGAUUCAGGGUAGGGAGGAGAAGGGGACAACAGAGAAUGAGGUGGUUGGAUGGCAUCAGCGAUAUGACAUGAACUUUGGAAAACUGGGAGAUGGUGAGGGACAGGGGAGGCCUGGUGUGUUGCAGUCCAUGGGGUCGCAAAAAGUUGGACAUGGCUUGUGACUGAACAACAAUAAAUUAAUAGAUCCACCAGAUGAAAUUGAUGCAUCAUCGUAAAAAAGAAGUUUCAGACAUUGUUAUACUAGCAGUUUAGCAAAUUCACACCCACCUUCCAGUGAGGGCUACUAGAAUGGUCAGUCCAUACAGCACAAGGAACACUCGCCACAAAUAAACAAAGCCUGCAGCAACGAAGACCCAACACAGCCAAAAAUAAAUAAAUAGAUUUUUUUUUUUUUGAAGAAAAAAGGUGAAAGUAUGUCUCCUUGAGAAGGUGAAUUCUGCUCAGUUUUGAAGGAUAUAGAGACCAACACAUCCAGUAGACCUUUGUUGAGUAUUUACAAUGUGUCAGCCAUGAGACCACGUGCUAGUUGGGGAGCCAGAAGAUAAACACACAUAUAAGUAGUCCACCUUCAGGUCUGAUAGUGUAUAACCCAGGCAGAGACGUUCCACAGCCAACAGCUGCAUUUAGUGUUAAGAGGCAGCAGUAGAAAUGUGCUCAAUCAAGUUCUGUGCCAGGUGUGGGAAGCAUGCUUGGAACUAGAGCCCCAGGCCUGCUUCUCUAGCACAUACCGGUGACAUUUUGACCUACAAGUAUCUCCUGCGUUGAUUUCUUUCUGUGUGACGUCAGGUGAAGCACAGGCAGAGAAAAGAGUUGGGAAGUGUGCAGCUCAGUGAACAUCCCUGGGCCCCCAGCAUCCUGCAUCCCUCCUCAGGUGCCACUGGGGUCCCUCUGGCUCCGACAGUUCCCACUGUCUUGAUGAGAACAGCAGAGAUUUGUUUGCCUGUUUCUGAACUUCAUACAGGUGGACAUAUAUACAGCACAUGCUCAGUGCAUACUCUGGUUCUGUUACUCAGUAUCAUGUCUGCAGUCUGUAUUCAGAGAGUGCAGGUUAACUUCGAGGAAUUUAAGGACGGUUUCAUGGCUGUGUUGUCAUCACAGGCUGGUCUUGCCUCCUCAGAUGAAGACAGUGGGCCUUUGGAGUCAGUUGCCUCCCAGGCUGUGCCCUCAAAGGCCAUGAGCAGCUCUAAGUGGUCCGGCUGUCGGAGCCAGCCCGAGCCCUGUGGCGCUGCAGGUGGAGCCCCAGGUUUACCGGAGCAGCCGGUCACACCCAGUGUGAGAAGCCAGCUCUGCUGCUCCGCGUCCCUGGAAAGCGUCGAGAGUCUCAAGUCUGAUGAAGAAGCCGACAGUGCGAAGGAGCCUCAGAAUGAAUUGUUUGAAGCCCAAGGAAGCAGGUGGAGCAGAUGGCCAGGGAGCGAGAUAAGGUGAGACAAGACCUGGAGAAAGCUGAGCAGAGGAACCUGGAGUUUGUGAACGAGUCCGACGACCUCCAUUCCGCCCUGGAGCAUCUCGCGGAGGAGAAGGUCAGGUAGGUCUUGCCGCGAUCCUGGCCCAGGGCGGAUGGUGGACACAGGCUGCUGCCAGCUGAGGCCCUGCGGUCUCACCUGAGCCCACAGCAGGAAGCCCGCAGACCAGGCAUCACCCAUGCAGUGGGCUGAGUGGACUCCCGCAGAGUCAGCCCGGCUGGUGGCGGGCAGCCUGAUUGCACACGCCC
This is a messenger RNA of Cervus elaphus (red deer), 1775 nucleotides long. Its product is annotated as ninein-like protein. The transcript is spliced from 5 exons. Lineage: Eukaryota; Metazoa; Chordata; Mammalia; Artiodactyla; Cervidae. The record is from RefSeq and is a predicted model, not a curated record. Gene Ontology annotation, biological process: microtubule anchoring at centrosome. Gene Ontology annotation, cellular component: centrosome. The coding region runs from base 980 to 1489 and encodes 169 amino acids.